Trypanosoma theileri is the source of this 522-nucleotide messenger RNA. RefSeq lists its product as uncharacterized. Lineage: Eukaryota; Euglenozoa; Kinetoplastea; Trypanosomatida; Trypanosomatidae. The record is from RefSeq and is a predicted model, not a curated record. The annotation marks the transcript as partial. The transcript has a single exon.
UUUUUUUUUUUUUUUUUUUUUUUUUUCGAAAGGCCUUCCUAUGAUCGAUUCUUCCUUCUGAAUGCGUUAUGGGGAAGUUUCUUUGUACUAAGUCGUUCUUCUCGGCCCCGCGCACCCUCCGGAGACACGGCUGAAUUUCACCCCACGCACGACAUCCAGCAAACAGCAGAUCCUGAUUAUAACGUUGUCUUCCCAGAACGUUCCCUUUUGAGAUAUUUAAUAUUUAAAUUUUCCUUUUUUGGAAAACCACACGUGGCGAAUAAAGAAGAUUGUAAAGGAGAAAUGAGACCCAUUCAAUCUGGCGAAAAAGGUUGCCGCCUCUGGAAAAAAAAUGCGAUGUUUUGCCAGCGCCAUAAAUUACCGACAGAGGAAGGGAGUGGGGCACCGUUCGCCACCGCAAAAGAAAUCCCUCUGGUGAUAAACUAUUGGCGCACCCAUAUGUUAUGGAGAAUGAUGUUAAGGAUGAACAGGAGCUUAAUGAAUAUAUUCCCUGUUUACCUUAAGAAACUUGCAACGCGGUAG